AUGGAUAUCGACUUCCACCCCGGUGUUAACGGGUCCAGUCCUUAUGUUGACUUCUACCCAUAUACACCCUCCGACACAGCAGGCUAUGCAUUCAUGGCCAUGUUCGGCGUUGCAACAAUCUUUCAUUUUGUCUUGAUGUUUCCAUUUCGUGCGGUAUACUUCACUCCUCUCAUUCUAGGAGGCGUUUGUGAAGCAUUCGGAUACUACGGUCGGGCAUGGUCCCAUAAAAGCAGAACGGAAAUCUCCUCAUGGGCCCUGCAAGAAAUGCUCAUCCUUUGCGCCCCGCCUCUCAUCGCCGCAACAAUUUACAUGGUCCUCGGUCGAGUCAUUCGCUCCUUCGGUGCCGAACAUCUAGUCAGCUUGAGUCCUAAAAAGAUCACGGUCAUCUUCGUAUUGAACGAUGUACUCACUUUUUGUACGCAACUAGGCGGUGCUGGAGUCCAAGUCACUGGAGACGCGAAUAUCAUGGCUAUCGGUAAGAAAAUCGUCUUAGCUGGUCUGAUUUUCUCCCUGGCUGUGUUUGCCUUCUUCAUUUGGAUCGCAGCAACGCUGCAUCGAAGACUUCUGAAAAAUCCUACCCAGAUUUUGAUCAUGAACGAGCUUCAUUGGCGGCGAUACAUGUACGCUGUAUACGCUGCUUGUUUUGCGUUGAUACUGCGAAAUCUUGUUCGAACUAUUCAGUUCGGGGCGAGUAAGGAUUCGGUUGUUAAUCAAAAGGAGUGGUAUAUUUACGCUUUUGAUGGAUUUCUUAUGUUCUUUUCUAUGGUUGUUUUGAUUUUCUACCACCCUGGUCUUCUAAUCAAGAAGGCUCGUCGGCUGGCGAAGGUUGCUGAUUUUCAUGAGCCUCUAGGGGUGCCGGAUAUUCCGUUAACUCAGUAUGAGCCACGGAUGAUGGCAACCUAG
Molecule: messenger RNA, 903 nt
Organism: Penicillium expansum
Lineage: Eukaryota; Fungi; Ascomycota; Eurotiomycetes; Eurotiales; Aspergillaceae
Product: RTA1 domain-containing protein
Exons: 2
Coding region: 1-903 (300 amino acids)
Cellular component (GO): membrane
Source: RefSeq, a predicted model, not a curated record